Molecule: messenger RNA, 948 nt
Organism: Rotaria sordida
Lineage: Eukaryota; Metazoa; Rotifera; Eurotatoria; Philodinida; Philodinidae
Source: the annotation of a GenBank genome assembly
AUGAAAAAUGCACGACCACUACGAUCGUCUGCUAUUGAUAUUCAUCCGAAUGCAAAAUGGAUACAAAAUGGUCACACUGUAGCUGGAGGAAAUAGAUUUGGCAAUAGAACCAAUCAACUCUAUAACCCAUGUGGUUUGUAUGUUGAUGAUGAUCAAACUAUCUAUGUCGCUGAUCAAUUGAAUCACCGUAUUGUGGAAUGGAAACAGGGUGCAACGAGUGGUCAAGUGAUUGCCGGAGGAAAUAGACAAGGAAAUGGGGAUCAUCAAUUAUCUAUUCUCUCGGAUGUGAUUGUCGAUAAAGAGAAAGAUAGUCUCAUCAUCUGCGAUAAUUCGAAUAGAAGAGUGGUUCGAUGGCCUCGUCGAAAUGGAACAACUGGAGAAACGAUCAUCUCGAACAUCAUGUGUGUGGGUUUGACUAUGGACGAGAAUGGAUCUCUCUAUGUCAUUGACUUUGAAAAAGAUGAAGUGAGACAAUAUCGAAGAGAAGAAUCUCAAGGAACAUUGAUUGCAGGUGGCAAUGGAAAUGGAAAUCGUCUCAAUCAACUCUCUUACCCACAGUACAUAUUCAUUGAUCGAGAUCAUUCAGUAUAUGUAUCUGAAUAUGGAAAUCAUCGUGUGAUGAAAUGGUUAGAAGGUGCAAAACAAGGUAUUGUCGUGGCUGGUGGUCAAGGAAAAGGAAAUGGUCUUACACAAUUGUCAUAUCCUCAAGGAGUUAUUGUCGAUCAGUUUGGCACUGUUUAUGUGGCGGACGACGGGAAUGAUCGAAUUAUGCGUUGGAUCAAGGGAGCCACACAGGGAGAUGUCAUUAUUGGUGGAAAAGGUGAAGGAGAAGAAUCAAACCAACUUAAUGGACCCGUUGGUUUAUCAUUCGAUCGAUAUGGCAAUCUUUAUGUUGUUGAUAACGAAAAUCAUCGAGUACAAAAAUUCAAUAUCGAUUCAAAUGCAUGA